CACCACCACCAUCCCGCACAUCGUCCUCUGCCCAUCCCACAGCCUUCCCCCCUCAGUCUCCGAAUUGCCCUGCCCGUGCAGGCCGCUGCUCGAGCGUCGUCCAAGGCGGAGCCCCCAAUAGACGCUGUCCUUCUUUGAGCCAUAGCCGUGAUUGGCGUACCAUUGUCGACACAGCUUUGGGCGGCAAACCCGAAACAGAGGCCAGCUCUUGGGCUCGUAGACUCGGACACGCAUCCUCUCUGCCCGCCUGCCUCAGGCCCCGCAAGCCGUUGCUCCCCUCGACGCCCCCUCGCUCGCCCCCCGCGCCCGGCGCAAACCGCCCGCCAUGGCCGAGUCAGCCUUCAAGCAGAAGACGAUGAAGAGGAAGAACGUCAAGGGCCUCGCCCUCAGCGCCCCCGCCCCCAAGCCCGCCCCCUCGGCGCGCGACGCCCAGAUACCCGGCGCGCGCGCCAACGACGAGAAGCAGGACACGCUCGAGAUUGGCGUCGAGUUCCAGCUGGACCUCAAGGCUGAGGACCUGAUAGUGCUGCGCGAACUGGGCUCGGGCAACGGAGGAACCGUCAGCAAGGUGCAGCACGCCGCCACAAAGGUCAUAAUGGCGAGGAAGGUCAUACACGUCGAGGCAAAGAACGAGGUGCGGAAGCGCAUUGUGCGGGAGCUCCGCAUCAUGCACGACUGCAACUCGGAUUACAUUGUCGACUUUUACGGCGCCUUUCAAAACUCGUCGGGCGACGUCAUCAUGUGCAUGGAGUACAUGGAUGUCGGCUCGCUCGACUGGGUCUCGCGAACAUUUGGUCCAGUGCGCGUCGACGUGCUCGGAAAGAUUUCCGAAGCCGUGCUCGGCGGCCUCGCCUACCUGUACAGCGCCCACCGCAUCAUGCAUCGUGACCUGAAACCCUCAAACAUUCUCGUAAACUCAAAGGGCAACAUCAAGCUGUGCGACUUUGGCGUGUCGAGCGAGCUCGAGGGCUCCAUUGCCGAGACGUUUGUGGGAACUGGCACAUACAUGGCUCCCGAGCGGAUACAGGGAUCGCCAUACACGGUCAAGUCCGAUGUGUGGAGUGUUGGUCUUACGCUGAUGGAGCUCGCCAUUGGCAAGUUCCCCUUUGCUGGCAGCGGCGACGACGACGAAGCUGGGGGUCCUCAGGGUAUUCUCGACCUGUUGCAGCAGAUUGUGCUGGAGCCUUCGCCCAAGCUGCCCAAGAGCGACGCCUUCCCGUCCAUCCUCGAAGACAUGAUUGCAAAGUGCUUGAUGAAGGACCCAGCAGAGCGACCUACUCCCAAGGAACUCUACGACCACGAUGCCUUCCUCCAAGCUGCCAAACGCACUCCCGUCGACCUGGAGGCCUGGGCCAUAUCCAUGAUUGAGCACAACAAGCGCAAAUCCCACCUUGCGCCCGCCGCACCAGCCGCAACCAUCAAAGAAAAGCUCCGCGAGCGUUCGCCCCCUUCCAAGCGCGAUUCAAACGACCCCAGACAAAGAGUUGCAAACGGCGACCCCGAACCAGCGCCGCGCAGACCCUCAUAUCCCAGCCGAUCCUCGAGCAGUAACAAUGUCAUGAACUUGCCCAUGCGCCCCGCUCCUUCGCUAGACAGCCCUGGCAGCAGACCUGGCAGCAGGGGGCCUUCUGCAAAUGGAUUGCCCUCGCAACCUAGACGGUGGAACGGCGAGGUACAAUAAACAUGGUUCGUUGGAGACAAUGGCAUGUGGAGAAAGUCUGAGCAAUCUAAGAGAGAUUGGGUAUAUAGAGCAAGAUCACUUGUUGUUUCUUAUUUCACCACAAAGGAGAAGAAAGGUUUGGUAGGAAGUAUGGAGGUUUUGUAGGUUAGUUUUUGUCAAGUCUGUUGUAUAUGUUUGAAUCAUC
Exserohilum turcica Et28A is the source of this 1865-nucleotide messenger RNA. RefSeq lists its product as uncharacterized. The record is from RefSeq and is a predicted model, not a curated record. The transcript is spliced from 4 exons. Lineage: Eukaryota; Fungi; Ascomycota; Dothideomycetes; Pleosporales; Pleosporaceae. Gene Ontology annotation, molecular function: ATP binding; protein kinase activity. The coding region runs from base 326 to 1681 and encodes 451 amino acids. Gene Ontology annotation, biological process: protein phosphorylation.